AUGUCUAUUAAAGCGGGAAUAUUAGGCGCUACAGGAACUGUUGGUCAGCGUUUCAUACUUCUUUUAUCCACCCACCCACAGUUUACUAUACAUGCUCUCGGUGCUUCCUCGCGUUCUGCUGGAAAAACGUACAAAGAUACUACAAAGUGGAAGCUGAGUAAUGAUAUACCGGAAGAAGUGAAGGGGAUGUUGGUGAAAAAUUGUGAGCCAGAGGAAUUUAAAGAAUGUGACGUUGUAUUUUCUGGAUUGGAUGCUUCAGUUGCAGGAGAGAUUGAACUGUCCUUCCUCCUGGCCGAUUUAGUCGUUUUUUCGAACGCGAAAAAUUACCGCCGUGAUCCAACUGUCCCGUUAAUUGUUCCGACUGUCAACGCAUCUCACUUUGAUCUAAUCGCCCAUCAACGCAAACUCCACUCUCUCCGCAAGGGCUUCCUUGUAACUAAUGCUAACUGCUCCACCACCGGACUCGUUGUCGUCCUGAAACCACUUCAAGACGCCUUUGGUCCAUUGGAAUCUGUGAUCGUUAAUACUCUCCAAGCAAUUUCUGGUGCUGGAUAUCCCGGCGUGGCAUCUUUGGACAUAUUUGACAAUAUAGUUCCAUACAUCAGUGGCGAAGAAGAAAAGAUCGAAUGGGAAACACUGAAAAUUCUGGGAGGUAUAAAUGAGACUAAGAGCGCUUUUCAGUUGUUGUCGGAAACAAAAGUCUCGGCGACAUGUAACCGUGUGCCUGUGUUGGAUGGACAUACAGAAUGUGUCUCGGUAAGGUUCAAGAGAAGACCGCCGCCGUCAGUUGAAGAGGUGAUAAAAGUAUUGGAGGGGUAUGUUUCUGAUGCACAAAAGAUUGGAUGUUCUUCUGCCCCAGAGAAGGCAAUUGUGGUUAAUCGACAAGAUGAUAGACCACAACCAAGGCUAGAUAGAGAUAAUGGAGACGGGUACAGUGUGACUGUCGGUAGGGUGAGAGAAUGUGGUGUUUUAGACAUCAAAUUUACUUUGUUGGCGCACAAUACUAUUCUUGGUGCUGCGGGCAGUGGUAUAUUGAAUGCAGAGAUUGCAUUGGCGAAGGGAAUAUUGAUCAACAAGAAAGCCGAACAUCCAGAAUUUUAUUGCUGCUAUCUUUUACGUUCACUUCAAAGCAAACACAGGAAUUACGUAUACAUUGGCACAACCCCGAAUCCUAUACAACGAUUGCGACAACACAAUGGAGAGAUAGCAGCCGGUGCACACAAAACCGAGAAAAAAAGGCCAUGGGAGAUACUUUUGCUCGUGCAUGGUUUUCCUACCAGUACUGCAGCUCUACAAUUCGAAUGGGCGUGGACAUAUGACCACUACUCUCGACAUUUCCCCGGCCGCCUUACGAAUCAAAAGACUUCGUUGAAAAGUCGACUAGAUGUGCUACAUGAAAUGUUGCGUUUAGACGCAUGGAAUCGAUGGCCAUUGGCACUGCAUUUGGUUGCUGCAGACUCGAAUCUAAUCAAUACAGAUAUCCUUCCAAAACAUAUUAAAGUGACAUCGGGUCCUUUGCAGACAAUGAGAUAUACAUUUGCCGAUAAGGGUCGUGCCGAAAGCGAGAAAAAACACGAACAGCUGCAGAAAUAUUUUUUCCAUCGGGAAAAAAAAACCAAAUGUUCCCUUUGUCCCGAGCCAAUUUCGAUCGAGGAUCAUCGCUCAUACUUCAUCUGUCGAGAAAAAUACUGUAAGAUGAUAAGUCAUAGACGAUGUCUUUCAAAAGCUUUUCUUCAAGAGCACGAUCCGUCCCCUUCCCCAUCGUCGAAGAAAUACCUUUUACCAGUUGCCGGGCAAUGUCCUGUCUGCAAGAGCAAAUUAUUAUGGGGCCAUCUUGCAAGAGAUGUAGAAGUAAGAAUUGAUGCAAUCCAUAUAGAAUCUUUGGUAUCACAUUACAAUCGACUACAAGUGAACGACGAUUAA
Paraglomus brasilianum is the source of this 1923-nucleotide messenger RNA. Lineage: Eukaryota; Fungi; Glomeromycota; Glomeromycetes; Paraglomerales; Paraglomeraceae. The record is from the annotation of a GenBank genome assembly.